AUGUCCCACAAGUUCCUCCUCUGCGUCAGCUCCUCUCAAACACACUGGGCCUCUCCCUGUCUCUCCUCCUCCUUUCUCUCCCCAACACAGACUCUCCUCCCCCUCAAACCCUCUCCCGUUCCCCCAGCACACCCUCGCCUCACCCACUCCUCCCCCGCGUGCCUCACCAAGCGCCCGCAGCCUGAACCCGCCCCCCGCGAGCUGGACCUGCUCCGUUAUGACAUGAAGGAGCUGUUCCAUGGCCCCAAACCAGCUCUGUACCUGGGCUUCUCUGGGCUCCUGCCGUUCGUCUGCCCCUCCCUCUUCAUGGCGGCGACCGAAAUCUACAUCCCAGAGGUCGCCUUUGCCCAAGUCGCUUACGGAGCCUCCAUCUUGUCGUUUCUUGGUGGCGUGCGCUGGGGGUUUGCUCUCCCUCCCGGCAGCCCGGAGAAACCGGACUGGUUGAACCUGGGGAACAGUGUGGUGCCGUCGCUGCUGGCUUGGGUGUCUCUGCUGCUGGUCCAGACCAUCGUCCCCGCAGCAAUCAUGGUGAUCAUGGGGCUGGGCGUGGCGCUGCACUACGACCUGGCGUUGUUGCCCACGUACCCUCGCUGGUUCAAAGCUAUGCGCGCCGUGCUCACCAUCGUCGCCACGGCGUCUCUGGGAGCAACUCUGCUGGUGUACGGGGCCUUCCCGGAGAAACGGCUCAAUGAUUUCUUUUUGAACAAUUGA
Knipowitschia caucasica is the source of this 711-nucleotide messenger RNA. The record is from the annotation of a GenBank genome assembly. Lineage: Eukaryota; Metazoa; Chordata; Actinopteri; Gobiiformes; Gobiidae.